GUAUCUUACUGGGCCAUGUAAACAGAAAGAGAAAUUCUUCUUUCUUCUUCUUCUUCCCAAAGUCUCUCAAUCCAGGACAUCAAAUUUCUAGGGUUUACACGAUUACAGCUGGUCGUGGUGAAAAAAUGGCAUUGACAAACUUCAUAUUAACAGUAGCAGGUGUAGGUGCAGCUAUUCUUCUACUUAGGGGUGAUGUGAGACAAACAGCUUCAAUUUUCAAACGCAAUGUUCGCCAUAUUCGUAAGUGGGUUGAAGAAGAAUCUGCUGCUGUUACCAAGGCAGGUGACAAGGCAGUCAAGGAGAUAGAGUCGAAGGUUCCUCAUAAGGAUAUACCCAAAGACGGCAAGCACUAAGAUUGCCAGAGAUAUAUUUUGCUUUUUUGUUCUUGAUCGGCAUGACAGAGAGACAUCCCUGGAGCUCAAUAUGUAUUAGGCCAAAUUUAUAAACCAGAAUCCAUCUGUUACAUUUGACAUCUUGUACAUCCUUUACCUCUUUAUGUUUGAGCAAUAAAAUCUUAUAUUUGACUAA
This is a messenger RNA of Papaver somniferum (opium poppy), 528 nucleotides long. RefSeq lists its product as uncharacterized. The transcript has 2 exons. Bases 126 to 353 code for a protein of 75 amino acids. NCBI's taxonomy places the organism in Eukaryota, Viridiplantae, Streptophyta, Magnoliopsida, Ranunculales, Papaveraceae. The record is from RefSeq and is a predicted model, not a curated record.